CUGCCGCUUUGCUCCAUCCCCGUAACUCACCUUGGGAAGGAGUGGAGGGAGGCGGCCCUCCUUGCACAGAGACCUGCAGUGAGGAGAGCUACGGAGCAGCCAAAGGGAUCCAUCCCCACUCCUUGUGACAGCCAUGAAGAGAAACACCCUCCUCAUCCUCUCCAUCACAGGGGUCUACAGUGCCAUUCUCCACACAGCAGCAUGGUCUGUGAAUAACUUUCUGAUGACAGGACCUAAGGCUUACCUGACGUUCUCCAGCAGCGUGGCAGCCGGGGCACACAGUGGGAUGGAGGAGUGCAAGUUCCAGUUCGGGUGGGAGCGCUGGAACUGCCCCGAGAGCGCCCUGCAGCUCUCCACCCACAACCGGCUCCGCAGCGCUACCCGGGAAACCUCCUUUGUGCACGCCAUUAGCUCGGCCGGGGUCAUGUACACCCUCACCAGGAACUGCAGCCUGGGAGACUUCGAGAGCUGCGGCUGUGACGACUCCAGGAACGGCCGCGUCGGUGGCCGAGGCUGGGUCUGGGGAGGAUGCAGUGACAACGUGGAGUUCGGGGAGAAGGUUUCCAAGCUCUUCGUGGAUGCCUUGGAAACUGGGCACGAUACCCGCGCUCUGAUUAACCUGCACAACAACGAAGUCGGGAGGCUUGCAGUGAAAGACACAAUGAAGAGAGCCUGCAAGUGCCACGGGGUGUCAGGCAGCUGCAGCAUCCAGACCUGUUGGCUGCAGCUCGCUGAGUUCCGCGAGAUUGGCAACUACCUGAAGAUCAAAUACGACCAAGCCCACAAGCUGGAGAUGGACAAGAGGCGCCUGAGAGCCGGCAACAGCGCUGACAGCCGUGGGGCCACGGCAGAGACCUUCCACCACAUCCAUGCCACAGAGCUCAUCUUUCUGGAGGACUCCCCUGACUACUGCACCAGGAACGCCAGCCUGGGCCACCACGGCACCGAGGGCCGUGAGUGCCUGCAGACCGGCAAGAACCUCUCGCAGUGGGAGAAGAGGAGCUGCCGGCGGCUCUGCACCGAAUGCGGCCUGCGGGUGGAGGAGCGCAGGACAGAGGUGGUGGCCAGCUGCAACUGCAAGUUCCACUGGUGCUGCACCGUGCGCUGUGAGCAGUGCCGGACGCUGGUGGCCAAACAUUUCUGCACCCGCCGCGACUCCGCCGCCCCCAACCACAUCAGGCAAAGGAACAGGGGCCACAGGAGAUAGGGG
This is a messenger RNA of Sturnus vulgaris (Common starling), 1210 nucleotides long. It is a transcript of the gene WNT8A, whose product is annotated as Wnt family member 8A. Gene Ontology annotation, molecular function: cytokine activity; frizzled binding. Gene Ontology annotation, cellular component: extracellular region. NCBI's taxonomy places the organism in Eukaryota, Metazoa, Chordata, Aves, Passeriformes, Sturnidae. The record is from RefSeq and is a predicted model, not a curated record. Gene Ontology annotation, biological process: neuron differentiation; cell fate commitment; multicellular organism development.